AAGAGGAUUAGGGGUUCGUAAUUGAGGCAUAUAACGGUUGCAAAAGCCGUUAAGUUGCCGGGAGCAUUCCGCGCCACAGAAAUUCGAAGCUGGCCUCGUUUUCCAUCUCUGAGCCAUGGCGAGCAUCACUACAAUGCUCGUUCGCCCCACUCUCAUACCCUCUUCUUCUGAUCUGGUUUCCCCUCCUCUCCGGCGAUCUCUUCCUCCCACAGCCAUCCACUUCCGGGCCUCCAGAAAAUCCACCACUCACAAACUUUUCUCCCUUUCAGUCUCAGCUUCUUUACAAGCUCUAAUAUUCGACUGCGACGGCGUGAUCCUCGAGUCCGAGCACUUGCAUCGCCAAGCCUAUAACGAUGCGUUUGCUCAUUUUGACGUUCGUUGCCCUAAUUCGACGUCGCAGCCUCUCAAUUGGAGCAUUGAGUUCUACGACGAGCUCCAGAACCGCAUUGGUGGCGGUAAACCGAAAAUGCGAUGGAGCAUGGAUGGCCCUCUUCAACGAUCCUCGAGAAGGCUCCGGAAAAUGAUGAGGACCGAGCAAAGUUGAUUGAUAUUCUUCAGGACUGGAAAACGGACAGGUACAAAGAAAUAAUCAAAUCUGGAACCGUGAAGCCCAGGCCUGGAGUUCUAAGAUUGAUGGAUGAGGCAAAGUCUGCUGGCAGGAAACUUGCUGUAUGCUCUGCAGCUACCAAAAUAGUUGUUCUUUGCCUUGAAAGUCUUAUUGGAAUUGAUCGGUUUCAAAAUCUUGGUUGCUUUCUUGCUGGUGAUGAUGUGAAGGAAAAAAAACCUGAUCCAUCCAUUUAUAUAACAGCUUCAAAAAAGCUAGGCGUGUUAGAAAGGGAUUGCCUGGUGGUUGAGGACAGUGUUAUUGGCUUGCAGGCUGCAACAAAGGCUGGAAUGCAAUGUGUCAUAACCUACACAACUUCCACAGCUAACCAGGAUUUUGAAGAAGCGAUAGCAACCUAUCCAGACUUGAGUGACAUAAGAUUGACGGAGACUCUCUGCUACAAAAUGUUGCCACUACAAGAUAGAAAAUUGUUCACAACAUUGAAUUGAUUAAAUAACCAAGGAGCU
Cucurbita pepo subsp. pepo (vegetable marrow) is the source of this 1071-nucleotide messenger RNA. Lineage: Eukaryota; Viridiplantae; Streptophyta; Magnoliopsida; Cucurbitales; Cucurbitaceae. The record is from RefSeq and is a predicted model, not a curated record.